Exophiala oligosperma is the source of this 1400-nucleotide messenger RNA. RefSeq lists its product as uncharacterized. Gene Ontology annotation, cellular component: nucleus. Bases 292 to 1101 code for a protein of 269 amino acids. The transcript is spliced from 3 exons. Lineage: Eukaryota; Fungi; Ascomycota; Eurotiomycetes; Chaetothyriales; Herpotrichiellaceae. The record is from RefSeq and is a predicted model, not a curated record.
CCAUUGUUCUUACAAUAUCCUCUAUAAAGAUAGGGCGAAGACCUGUGGUAGCUUCGUGCCUCCGACCAGAUCAAGGACUUUCCCCUCCCAGAGGACUCUGAUUGCUGAACCAAAACCAGACAUCAACACUAACUUCCGCUUUGUAUCGAGCAGUUCCACUGGCCAACUGCUGUAGAUGAUCCACUGCCAGUGGCUGACCACUCUUGAACGUGGCUGUAAUUCCCAACGAGAUCAGCUUCCGAAUAUUAUCCCCGGCAGAGAUCGUGCGCCUGUGUGAUUCAAUUCUCGGCUAUGUCAUCAAGGCCUGAUCCGAUUCACUACGCACGUCGACCCCUACACAGUUCCCUGUCUGUGCCAGCCUUACUACCGGCAACUUCAGCUAGGGACUUACCCCCCAGCAAGAGGCCGUCUUUACCAUCAUUUUCUAGUCUUAUGGACACCGUCGCUAAGCAGGCUGAAAAAGGAGGUUCACAAUCGCUAAACUAUGAUUCAGGACAGACGUCAGGAGCAAGUACUGAUCGACUUUAUGAGACAGGAAAUCCAGCAAUCGUCAACCCACUGACACCGGAUUAUGGAAAUUCUGCCACAAAUAUGCCGUCGAGCGCGGCUCUUGCUCGUGGUAAGUACCUCUCAGCUCCUACGAGCGUAGGUCCAGAUUUGUAUGUCCACUGGCAGUCAAUGGGUCCACCAGUCAAUGGAGCUCGUCUCUGGAGACGUUCACCGGAUGUGGCGGAACAGACCCCGCCAGUCUGGUGUCAAGCAUCACCUUACAGCGAAUCCUCGACUGAGUCGUCAGCAUGCAUCAGGCUUACCCAGCAAAGACUGUUAUUCAUGAAGUGGCCUAGGCCGCUUCCUCGUGUCGUGGCAUGGCAUCCAGUGGGUGCAUCUAUGGUACCUACAUGGCGACAUCAUCAUUCUGAUCGCUCGACGCACGUAGAGUCUAGUCGGCGGACGGAAGACCGAUACUUAUGCCCGACAUGCAGCAAGCUCUUCUCUCGACCAAGUGGCCUGAAAAUCCAUAUGCAUUCACAUACAGGAGAAAAGCCUUACAGGAAAUGUACCCACGAUCGCGGAUUGAGGUUUGGCAGUCUAAGAGCAUGAUCCCGAUGCAGUCGACAACACCAACAUAGGAAAGGGGCAGUGUGCGUCAACUUAUGCAGUGCUUGGAGGACCAACUCAAUUACUAUUACUCAUUGGACAUUUGAGACACCUGUCGGGGAUCCAUGCUCAUUGUCCACAAGUUAAAGAAUACUGCAAUCAUAAGGGUUGUAUAGCCUAGAAUCCGAAACGCAUCGAACACGAAUCAUUGUCCUCGGUGGGACGGUAAGUGUUCGUUGACUAUACCGCAAGCGAUAGCUAUAAGUAUAAGGAGCGCGAAGCCGACUAUGCGAAUGUUCGAG